AGAUCAGGGCUCCAUUGUGCUAAAUGCUGUACUGACAGUCCUUGCACCAAAUAAUUUACAAUCUAAAUAUUCUCCACCUGCUCCACAAGAAAUGCUCUGCUCCAAAUGUAUUAUAUCCAGGUGAUACUCUGUGAUUUUGAUUUGCAUUAGUCCAUGUCAUUAUUUUCUUCAGUUCUGAUCUUUACAUUUCCAAAUGAAUCUGAGACUCAAGUGAAAACAUCUGAACAUCACCUGGCCUAGCAUGAAAAAGUUGCUUGUUUUUCAUGCAAAUCCUUGGAUUAAUACCAGGGUUGCUCUGUCUCUGUUUUUGAUGCAAACCUUUUGCACAACUCUACUUGUUGCUGAUAAACUGCAAAUGGGGAGGAAAAGGUGUGUGUGGGGUGGAUGUGUAUUUAAAUAAGUGUUUAGACUUAUUUAGUAAUACUGAGAAUUUCUAGCGGCUGUAGCAGCUAAUCCGACUACUUGGCCAGAAAUUAGACGUGUCCUUCAAUUUAUAAAGUGUUUGAGAUGGGAGCUAACUUGUGCGGCAAAGUUGAGACCCAAAGAUGAUAAGCUUCCCUGAAAGGGAGGUCAAAUUUGGCUUCUUCCACAAAGCGGCCUGAGUGCCAAAUUGAGAUGUGGGCCCAACUUCCCCCGAAUGUGCUCUGUGUAGGGAUCUGGUCCACGUCUUCAGAUCCGUAACAUAAACCCACUGGGAAAAGGAGCGUGUGCGCCCCUCAUCUUGCUGCGCAAGGUCUAGCGUAAUGUCAGGACUCCAGAAAUAACGAGAGCUUGGCGCAGACUGAGGUCCGAGCUGGGCGUCUUGGGACAGGAAUUUGAGCGCAUUAGGACCUGGAGGGAGCGGGGCGCUCACUACUCUGUGGGCUGCUGCGAGCGAAGAGUCAAGGGCAAAGAAACGUGGCUGUCGAAGCGGUGGGUGGGGAAGUGUCCCGCAGCCAGAGUUGGAUCCGAGAGGGAGGAGAGCCGCGGGACGGCUGCCAGGGCUCGCUCCGGAGCAGCGCGGCGCGGCGCUGGGUGGCAGCGCCUCUGUCAAUCAGCCUGACUCCACUCCCGCACGCCCUGUGUUCUCCAGUGCUGCGCUCCAGCUGCCUCCUCGUGUCUCCGCUCGCUGCGAGCUGACAGAGCGGCCGCCGCUGCUGCCGGGUGCAUGCACCGGGGGACCGGAGCGGGACUGAGGCGUCCCGGGGCGGCGGUGCGGAGGAUCGGGCGGCGCCGGGCUGCCCUCAGUUGGUGCUGGGUAGCGGCGGGGAACUUUAACGCUGGCUCCAAGUGUUGGGCUCGGUCUGCGGUUCAGCUGCAAUGGAUCCUCCAGCGGGGAUCGCCUGUCUGCUGCUCUGCUGUGCGCUCUUCCUGCCCGGGAGCGCCCUGCAGAGCUCCAGGGAGAGAGAUCCUAUUUUGAGGAACAUAGAGGAAUACAGACUUGUCGUCCCAAUCAGCACAGAUUCAGAAGGCAGAUUCCUAUCUAACCUGGUGUCUGGACCUCCAAGGGGGCGCUUCCGAAGAGAUGCUGGGGAUAUGCAACUUGAAGCUUCAAAUGAGCAAAUAUUUUAUAAUAUCACUGUUUUUGGAAGAGAGUUUCACUUCAGGCUGAGACUGAACUCUAGGCUGGUUGCCCCUGGAGCACGAAUUGAAUGGCAAGAGGAUUCUAAUGUGACUCAUAUUGAACCACUCCAUGGGAAUUGCCUAUAUGUUGGGGAUAUCACUGAUUUACCUAACGCUUCAGUUGCUAUAAGCAACUGUGAUGGGCUGGCUGGCAUGAUUCGCACAGACAAGGACGAGUUCUUCAUUGAGCCUCAGGAGAAAGGCAGUCAGGAGGAAGACGGAGGCAGGACACAUGUGGUAUAUCGCAGAGCAGCUGUGAAGAAGCCACUUCUCACCAAGAACUCAGAUAUCCAGUAUAAAGCAGCUGACCUGAGUAAUCUGGAUAACCUUGUCAAUAUGCUGGGCCUCAUUGAAGACCGAGUAAAUAGCUCAAGAAAGAGAUAUCGGAGGCAUGCGACUGAUGAUGACUACAACAUUGAAGUUCUCCUGGGAGUUGAUGACUCAGUUGUGCAGUUCCAUGGAAAAGAACAUGUACAAAAGUACCUUCUGACCCUGAUGAAUAUCGUGAAUGAAAUCUACCAUGACGAGUCCUUAGGUGCCCACAUUAAUGUUGUUUUGGUGAGGAUAAUCAUGCUGAGCUAUGGGAAAUCCAUGAGCUUAAUAGAGAUUGGGAACCCUUCCCAGAGUUUGGAGAAUGUAUGUCGCUGGGCCUAUCUACAACAGAAGCCUGACACUGCACAUGCAGAAUAUCAUGACCAUGCUAUUUUUCUCACAAGGCAGGAUUUUGGUCCAUCUGGCAUGCAAGGCUAUGCUCCAGUUACUGGAAUGUGUCAUCCUGUACGAAGUUGUACCCUCAACCAUGAAGAUGGUUUUUCCUCUGCAUUUGUGGUGGCCCAUGAAACUGGGCAUGUAUUAGGCAUGGAGCAUGAUGGUCAGGGCAACAGGUGUGGGGAUGAGGUCCGAAUGGGGAGCAUCAUGGCCCCUCUUGUCCAGGCUGCAUUCCAUCGCUUCCACUGGUCUCGCUGUAGUCAACAAGAGCUGAACAGAUAUCUACAUUCCUAUGAUUGUCUGCGUGAUGAUCCUUUUGAACACGAUUGGCCUUCCCUUCCCCAGCUGCCAGGAAUUCACUACUCCAUGAAUGAGCAGUGCCGUUUUGAUUUUGGUUUGGGCUACAUGAUGUGCACAGCUUUCCGUACAUUUGAUCCCUGCAAGCAGCUGUGGUGUAGCCAUCCCGAUAACCCUUAUUUCUGCAAAACAAAGAAGGGACCACCACUGGAUGGGACUAUGUGCGCGCCUGGAAAGCACUGCUUUAAAGGUCACUGCAUCUGGUUAACUCCAGAUAUCUUGAAACAGGAUGGAAAUUGGGGAGCAUGGAGUAAGUUUGGCUCCUGUUCUCGAACCUGCGGUACGGGGAUAAAAUACAGGACACGGCAAUGUGACAAUCCAUACCCAGCUAACGGAGGCCGUACAUGCAUAGGACCAACCUAUGAGUUCCAGCUUUGCAACACUCAAGAUUGUCCUCAGGAUUCUGAUGAUUUUAGAGAGGAGCAGUGUAGACAAUGGGAUCCUUACUUUGAAUAUCAGAAUACGAAACACCACUGGCUCCCAUAUGAGCAUCUCGAUGCUAAAGAAAGGUGCCGCCUGUACUGUGAGUCCAAGGAGACUGGUGACGUCGUGUAUAUGAAACGAAUGGUACAUGAUGGAACCCGCUGCUCAUAUAAAGAUUUUUAUAGCAUCUGUGUGCGAGGGGAUUGUUUGAAAGUUGGAUGUGACAGGGUAAUAGGUUCCUCUAAGCAAGAGGAUAAGUGUGGUGUCUGUGGUGGAGAUAACUCUCACUGCAAGGUGGUGAAAGGAACGUUCUCCAGGACACCAAAGAAACCAGGGUACAUUAAGAUGUUUGAAAUUCCUGCUGGUGCAAGGCACUUGCUUGUACAAGAAACAGAUGCCACAAUUCAUAAUCUUGCAAUUAAGAACCAAGAAACAGGGAAAUUCAUUUUAAAUGAAGACAACUAUGUACCAGAUUCUAAAGUAUUUGUUGACAUGGGUGUGGAAUGGGAAUACCGGAAUGAUGAUGAUAGAGAAACAGUGCAGACCAUGGGGCCUUUGCGCAAUGGUAUAGCCAUUCUGGUGAUUCCUCAUGGUGGUGCCAAGGUUUCUUUGACUUACAAAUACAUGAUCCAUGAAGACUCCUUAAAUGUAGAUAACAACAAUGUUUUGGAGGAUGAUUCAGUAACAUAUGAAUGGGCUCUGAAAAAAUGGUCCCAGUGUUCAAAACCCUGUGGAGGAGGUAAUCAGUUUACGAAAUAUGGUUGCCGGAGGAAGACAGACCACAAGAUGGUUCAUCGGAGAUACUGCGAGACGAUCCAAAAGCCAAAGCCUAUUCGCAGAGUGUGCAAUCCGCAGGAAUGUUCCCAACCAAUAUGGGUUACAGGAGAUUGGGAGCCCUGCAGCAAAAGCUGUGGAAAAACAGGAUAUCAAGUACGUUCUGUACGGUGUAUCCAACCCCUACAUGACAACACAAAUCGUUCUGUUCAUACCAAAUAUUGCAACAAUGAUCGUCCAGAAGGCAGAAGGUCUUGCAAUCGAGCACUUUGUCCUGCCCAGUGGAGGAUAGGACCCUGGUCACAGUGCUCUGUAACUUGUGGAAAUGGCACACAGGAACGACAGGUUUUGUGCCGGACUAGAGACAAUGCUAGUGGCUAUUGUAAAGAUGACAAACCGGAAACAGUGAGGAUCUGCAGACUAUCUCUGUGCCCUAGAAAUGUUUCUGAUCCAUCAAAGAAAACUUAUAUGAUACAAUGGCUGUCAAGACCAGAUGGAGAUUAUCCCAUCCAGAAAAUAUCUUCAAGGGAACGUUGCCAAGGAGACAGGUCCAUGUUUUGUCGCAUGGAAGUUCUCUCUCGUUACUGUUCAAUGCCUGGUUACAAUAAGCUGUGUUGCAAGUCCUGUAACAUGUAUAACAACAUAACAGAGGAUGAUAAUGUAACUGAUUCUAACCUAAAUAAGAACGACAUUGAGGAGGAUCUCCUAUCUACCCUUACUACUCCUACUGGGCCGGUUGUCAUGCAGGCUACUGCUAGUCCUCCUCUUGUUCCCAAAUCAAAUGCCACCCAUUCCAAUGCAACUGAGGACCCCCCAGAAAUUAAUGUAGUAGAUGUGUCAUAUAAAAUCGAUGGGCUGGACAAUGAAGUAGCACAGCACAACCUCAUCCCCCGGAGGAGACUGACUUACGAAAGGACAAAGAACCAAAGAAUUCAGGAGCUGAUCGCUGAGAAAAGAAAAAGAGAGACUAUUAGUAAGCUACAUUAAAAUGGAAAUAUGGCACAAACGACAUUUUUUUCUCUUAUAGAGAUGUUACCGCCACCAUAGUAAUGCCCAUGUCAUAAAAACUAGAAAGAAAAAAGUGGUGCUAUGGCAGAAAUGCCAAAUCCUAAUGCCUAAACAAACAGAAAUGUAAGAUCGUUUCAUAAUGCUAGUAUAAACAUUUCAAUGGCUAGGUUUACAGGGUGCUAUAACGUACUAGUGCAAUAUCAGUACAGUAUUUCACUGAAUCCAAACAAACCUAUUAUCUAGCCCAGAUCAGCAGGUUUAUUGAUUAUGGGCUCUUUUCACCCCUCAAUGCAUUGCAUAACUCCCAGGGAAUGUGAAUGGGAGUUACAUUGAACAGGGAGGAGAACAGACCCCAUUACCUACAAAUGCCUUUAAUAGUGACAGUCGGUUGAUCAAGAGAAGCAUUGCAUCAAACCAAACACUAAAUUACUUCCAGAUUCAGGAAGGUAUUUAAGAACAUGCAGGACUUUAAACAUGCAAGUAGUCCCACUGCCUUAAAUGGAACUAUUCUCAUGGCUACACUUACAUGGACACUCGUGUACCUUUCUUAACUGGGAUCUUACAUUUGAGAUUCUUUGUACAACCAUAUAUUUAAUCUCAGUUCAGAACUGAUAAUCAGUAGUUUGCAUGUCCCCAUAAACAAUUUCAAAGCAUUUUUCUAAGCAUUUGCAUCUAUAAAAAUUAUUUACUAUUUGACUGGACCUAUUCAAUUUAGACUGACAAUGUCCUAGUCUUUUGAAUGUCUUUAUUUCAUAAACUCCUGUAAUACAAUCUCCCCAAUGGUUUUAGUUGACAUUCUUUUCGGUCUACAUUUUAUCCACACUCUGUUUAACUUAAAAUGACUGGAGUCUCUUUUCCUUUCCUUUCCUUUGGUGCUUCAUAAAGAAAGCGUAAUUGUGUGUGUUAACAUUUUCCAUGGUACAAUGUUAUGUCAUUCUGAAGGAAAACAAUGUGUAUUAUCAGUCUUCCCUUAGGACAGCUCUGGUGCAGCAGAAGUGAACAAUUGUUCAUCAUGCUUAUAUAUAAACAUGUACCAAGUUUGCUUAGAUCUUAGAGAUGUGUAGCCUGACAGCCCUUUGAGUACUUCCUUUCCCUGCAAUAUCUUCUGAUAGCUGAGGGCCUAUAUAAGCAACCUCACCAUUUUCCCUAGCUCAUUUUGGAUGGCUGGUAGGCAGAAGACACAUUCAACUUGGUGGUUUGUACCUUUUGGUGAGGCAUGCCUGCUUUCAAAUGCAAGGAUGUUACCAGCCGACUUACAGGAUAUCUAAUGUGAAUAGUAGGUACUGAGCAUUUGAGCCAAAGGCCACUAAGCUCAGUGGAAAGGCUCCCAUUGACUUCUGUGGUUUUGCAAACCCUGGAAUAUUGUAGGAGUAGGAAUUAAAAACUUUGUGGGUGUGAGGUUUGUUAAUUUUGCUCUUGCCUACUGCGUUGACUUUCCCAUGUCUGCUCAAGCUUGUUAAUAUUUUCCAGGGGAUAAGGUCUCUUUGAAACUGUCAUUUCAUAUAGAAAAGACAGGCAGGGAUUAGGGCCACUUUGAUACUGCCAGUUCACGUAGAAAAGGCAAUUGAGAGGUGGCAAAAUGCUCUCAAUUCAAGUUUUUGAUCUUGAAGUGAGACCAUGACCUUGUAUCUUCUCAGUUGCACAGCUAGUUUGGGCAUAUGCUAAAUUCCCAAUGCAUAUAAGAUGUUACAUAGCUUAGUUGCUGCUGAAGCAAUGUUGAACCUGGCAGCCAGGCCCUCACUGAAAAGCAAACCACAACUGACUUUCUGCUGUCCAUGAUAGGGCCCCCAGUGCUGCUUUUAAACGUUGUGAGUGAAUGGGUCAUCUAGCUUCCAUUGCAGUGUCCCAGUUUAGAUUGGAAAGAGAGAGCGCUAAUAGUAUCCCGGAGUGCACUGAAUUAUUGAAACCAGCAGCUGAAUCUAUGCCCAGAAAUUGUUGAAAGGACAAAAGCCAAGGGUUAACAAAAAUAAUUUACAAAGAAUAUUAGACAAAGUAGUAGAGAAGGGGCCAAUUUUAUCCCUGUUGUAAUGCCAUCAGCUUCACUUCCUCACAGAAUGAUGUGGAGGUCAAUUCAAAUUAAUGCUUCUGAAGUGAUAGGGGCAUAUAGAACAGCCUAAAGUUACAUCAGGGCUUGAUAUAGGUAAAGACUCUUGUAACAUCCCUGUGCUCUCAGGUUUCAAAGUAUUAAAUCAAGCCAGAGAGACUCAAGGAGCUACAAUGCAUUAGCAGACUCUGAAACCUCUUUAAAGGGGCUAAUUGCUAAAGGGGGACAAAGAUCCACACUCUCCCCAUAUACACUGUACUUACACAACCUCUUCCAUUCUUUUCCUACAAUGACCUCUUCUCUUGUGGCUGGUGGGAGAACGUUCCACUAAAGCAGGGGUUUCUUUUUGGUUCUAAAAAAUAAAAUUAAAGGUCCAGAUUGUACACUAACGCAGGCCAGGUUGGUGUAUGUGUUAAGUCAGUUGGUUGAAUUAAUGGCUUAGGUGAAGAUAAGAACUCAGAGAAGGGAAGAGCUGUCUUGAAGAUCUACCUAUCUCAUAGAACGGGAAGGGACCCCAAAAGUUCAUGGAGUCUAGACCCCUGCCUAGCAGGACCAAGUACUGAUUUUGUCCUAGAUCCCUAAGUGGCCCCCUCAAGGAUUGAGCUCACAACCCUGGGUUUAGUAGGCUAAUGCUCAAACCACUGAGCUAUCCUUCCUCCCCCAGCUUAGUAUCAAACAGUUCCACAUUUGAUGCACAGUGCCAUCUUCUACAAUCCCCAAAUGCAUACAGACUGCCAAAACCUUCAGCAGAAAUG
Molecule: messenger RNA, 7671 nt
Organism: Gopherus flavomarginatus (Mexican gopher tortoise)
Lineage: Eukaryota; Metazoa; Chordata; Testudines; Testudinidae
Gene: ADAMTS2
Product: ADAM metallopeptidase with thrombospondin type 1 motif 2
Exons: 22
Coding region: 1300-4851 (1183 amino acids)
Biological process (GO): extracellular matrix organization; proteolysis
Molecular function (GO): zinc ion binding; metalloendopeptidase activity
Source: RefSeq, a predicted model, not a curated record